CCCCGUCGACGAACACGAACACGACAACCCCAACGAAUCACCGCUGCAUCUGUCACACAACACAUCCCCGCGAGACUCGAUUGCCGAUCACAUAAAGCCCGCCUCCCGCCCUCGCCGUCCCUCUUUCCCCUCCGUCCCUCUCCAACUCUGAACCAUGCCGCAAGCUCAGUCUGCCGCAGACCCCCUCGGCCGCUCUGUCCAACAUCCCGAUGGCGAAGGCGAGCCCACCGCCGCGCCUGCGCCCCCCGCGACCCCCGCGGAAACCGCCGCCGCCUCGCGCACCCGUGCGUUCAGUCACUCCCACAUCGGCUCGGACCACCCGAAGCGCCCGCCGCUGUUCCAGGCGGACACGCAUGUCCGCUCGCGCCGCAUGUCGCACGACGAGAAGGGGUCGGCCCCGCGCCGUUUCCUGAUCGACGUCGAGGAGACGAUCCGCGUCGUGCUCGAGCAGGAAGAUACCGACGGCGACUUCCAGAUCUCCAUCACCGAUGCCGGGCCCAAGCUCAUGGCGCUCGGCACGGCGACCAGCAAUGGCUACAAGAGUUUCGACAUCCGGGGCACGUACAUGCUCUCCAACCUUCUUCAAGAACUCGCCCUCGCCCGCGAUCACGGCCGAAAACGGAUCGUGCUCGACGAGUCCCGCCUGACCGAGAACCCGGUCGACCGCCUCUCGCGCAUGAUCCGGCACUCCUUCUGGCACUCGCUCACCCGCCGCAUCGACGGCGACGGCCUCGAGAUCAUCUGCGCCGACCCCAAGAACCGGACGGGGCGCGUCAACCCCCGCAUCUACGUCCCCGCCGGCGAACCCGCCAUGGCCGACUACUACCGCCGCGUCGCCCGCGAACGCCCGCACCUCAACCUCGACGUCCAGGUCCUCCCGCCCAAGUGCGAUGACCCGGUGUUCGUGAAGAGCCUGAACGGCAAGCCCGGCUUGCUCGCGCUUGCGAUGAACGAGGUCGACGACGGCAAGGGCGGCAAGACGCUCAAGGGUAUCCCCUUCGUCGUCCCAGGCGCACGUUUCAACGAGCUGUACAACUGGGACUCGUACUUCAUCUCCCUCGGCCUGCUCGUCGAUGGCCAGGUCAACAUGGCCAAAGGCAUGGUCGAACACUUUAUCUUCGAGAUCAAGCACUACGGCAAGAUCCUCAACGGCUCGCGCUCCUACUACCUCUGUCGAUCCCAGCCGCCCUUCCUGACCGACAUGGCCCUCCAAAUCUACAACCAGCUCGACCGCUCCGACCUCGAGGCGAACCGGCAAUGGCUCAAGCGCGCGAUCCAGGCAGCGAUCAAGGAGUACCAUACCGUGUGGAUGGCGGAGCCCCGGCUCGACCCCAAGACGGGGCUCUCGCGCUACCGCCCGGGCGGGCUCGGCAUCCCGCCCGAGACGGAAGCGACGCACUUUACGCACGUCCUCGAGCCGUUCGCGGCCAAGCGCGGGCUGAGCGUGAACGAGUUCAGCGAGAAAUAUAACGAGGGCGCCAUCUCCGAGCCGGAGCUGGACGAGUACUUUUUGCACGACCGCGCCGUGCGCGAGUCCGGGCACGACACCACGUACAGGUUCGAGAAGCGGUGCGCGAACCUGGGCACGAUCGACCUCCAGGCGCUGCUCUACAAGUACGAGGUCGAUAUCGGGACCGCGAUCAGGGAGGUGUUCGACGACGAGUUCGAGGUCGAGGAGGAGUUUGACCUCGCGCCGUGGCCCGUGACGGAGGAGAGGUAUAAGAGCCCGCGGAGGGAGAAGAGCACGAGCCGGACGCAGCGCAGCGCGGAGUGGUUCGAGCGCGCGGCGUGGCGGCAGGAAGUGAUCGACAAGUAUCUGUGGAACGAGAGCAAGGGGCUGUACUUUGAUUACGACACGGUUCAGGAGAAGCAGAGCUUGUACGAGUCGGUGACGGCGUUUUGGGCGCUGUGGGCCGGGUGCGCGAGCGAGGAGCAGGCGCUCAAGCUGGUGAACCAGUCUCUGAAGAAGUUUGAGGUGCUCGGCGGGUUGGUCUCAGGUACGGAAGAGUCGCGCGGGAAGAUUUCGCUCGACCGACCGAAUCGGCAGUGGGACUAUCCGUAUGCAUGGCCUCCGCAUCAGAUCAUGGCGUGGGUUGGUCUUGAGCGGUACGGAUAUCUUGAAGAUGCGCAACGUUUGGCGUACCGCUUCUUGUACAUGAUGACCACCGCCUUCGUCGACUUCAACGGUGUCGUGCCGGAGAAGUUCGAUGCGGUAAAGCUCUCCCACUUGGUGGACGCCGAGUACGGGAACCAGGGCAUCGACUUCAAGAUGGUGCCCCGAGAAGGCUUCGGCUGGAUGAACGCUGCAUAUCAAGUCGGAUUGUCAUUCUUGACCACGAACAUGCGCCGCGCCGUGGCUGCAUGCACAAGCCCCGAAGUCGUGUUCGGUCUGGGAGGCCCGAACCAGAACGAUAGCAACGUGCAGACGCGCGCGGCAGCCGUCACGACCGACCCGCUGGACCUUGCUAUGGACAACCUCGCGAUAUCGCCUUCGAACUGAACCGCGCUCGAGCCAAUUGCCCUGUGGCUAUGACAUACCUUAUUACGGCGUUCUUCGGACUCAUAAUCAAUUCAAAAGGGCUGGAAGUCACCUCUAGAAGCGCAAGCCGUUUGCUUGCAUGAUACGCCUCCUUCUGUCUCUCCCUGUAGAUGAUCAACUUGGCGGACAUUCCUUUCUUCACUUGCACCCCCGCUUCUACACUUUGCACUCUUCGCGCAGUUCGUCGGUCCGCUGGAAGGUUGAGAAGACGCAUUACGUAGACUAGUAGAACGCAAGUGUCUGUAUAUUAUUCGUUACAAUGUAAAAAGUAAGGAGCUUUAUUACAGUGGAUCGAUCUAUAUACGUAAAGUG
Punctularia strigosozonata HHB-11173 SS5 is the source of this 2851-nucleotide messenger RNA. Its product is annotated as trehalase-domain-containing protein. Gene Ontology annotation, molecular function: calcium ion binding; alpha,alpha-trehalase activity. Gene Ontology annotation, cellular component: cytoplasm. The record is from RefSeq and is a predicted model, not a curated record. The transcript has 10 exons. Gene Ontology annotation, biological process: trehalose catabolic process. Bases 155 to 2500 code for a protein of 781 amino acids. Lineage: Eukaryota; Fungi; Basidiomycota; Agaricomycetes; Corticiales; Punctulariaceae.